Messenger RNA from Ailuropoda melanoleuca (giant panda), 4577 nucleotides. RefSeq names its product fibroblast growth factor receptor 2 (gene FGFR2). Lineage: Eukaryota; Metazoa; Chordata; Mammalia; Carnivora; Ursidae. Gene Ontology annotation, molecular function: fibroblast growth factor binding; ATP binding; fibroblast growth factor receptor activity. Gene Ontology annotation, biological process: multicellular organism development; positive regulation of kinase activity; positive regulation of cell population proliferation. The coding region runs from base 527 to 3031 and encodes 834 amino acids. Gene Ontology annotation, cellular component: signaling receptor complex; plasma membrane. The transcript is spliced from 18 exons. The record is from RefSeq and is a predicted model, not a curated record.
GGAGCGGGCGAGCGAGUGAGCGAGCGCGGCCGCCACAAAGCUCGGGCGCCGCGGGGUCUGCGGGCGGCGUAGCUGGCCCGGCGCGGCGACUGCUUUCCGGGCUGGCGGGGCCCGGGCGCCCCGAGGCCGCGGCGUUCCAGGGCGCCCUGAGCGUUCGCAAGUUGCGAGCAAAGUUUGGUGGAGGAGACGCCGAGCCUGAGUCCUUUCUUCCUCUCGCUCCCCAAACCCGAGGGCAGCCGGCGGGCGUCAUGCCCGCGCUCCUCCGCAGCCUGGGCUGCGCCUGAAGCCUCGGACCUUGGCGCAGGCGGGACCCGAGGACCACUCUGUUUCGGAGUUUCCCCCGAGUGCGUCCCUUGCUCCAUCCCGACUCACGCCGGGCGCGGGGACAGACCGGCGGCCGAGGAGCGUUGCCAUUCAAGAGGCUGCAGCACCGCGGGAGCAGCGGCCAGACCGGCACCUCGGCUCCGGAGCCCACCGCAGGCUGGAGGCAUUGCUGGCAGUCCAUGCUCGCAGACCAGGUGUGCAGAUGGGAGUGACGUCCACGUGGAGAUAUGGAAGAGGACGGGGGAUUGGCACCGCCGCAGCCAUGGUCAGCUGGGCCCGCUUCGUCUGCCUGGUCGUGGUCACCAUGGCAACCUUGUCCCUGGCCCGGCCCUCCUUCAAUUUAGUGGAGGAUACCACUUUAGAGCCGGAGGAGCCGCCAACCAAAUACCAAAUCUCCCAACCUGAAGUUUACGUGGCCGCGCCCGGGGAGUCGCUAGAGUUGCGCUGUCUGUUGAGAGAUGCCGCCACGAUCAGUUGGACUAAGGAUGGGGUACACUUGGGGCCCAACAAUAGGACAGUGCUUAUUGGGGAAUACUUGCAGAUAAAAGGUGCCACGCCUAGAGACUCCGGCCUCUAUGCUUGCACGGCGGCUAGGCCGGUAGACAGCGAGGCUGUCUACUUCAUGGUGAAUGUCACAGAUGCCAUCUCAUCCGGAGAUGACGAGGACGACACAGAUGGCUCCGAGGAUUUUGUCAGUGAGAACAGUAACAACAAGAGAGCGCCGUACUGGACCAACACAGAAAAGAUGGAAAAGCGACUUCAUGCUGUCCCUGCAGCCAAUACUGUCAAGUUUCGCUGCCCAGCUGGGGGGAAUCCAACACCAACUAUGCGAUGGCUGAAGAAUGGAAAGGAGUUUAAGCAGGAACAUCGCAUUGGAGGCUAUAAGGUGCGAAACCAGCAUUGGAGCCUUAUUAUGGAGAGCGUGGUCCCGUCCGACAAAGGAAAUUACACCUGUGUGGUAGAGAACGAGUACGGCUCCAUCAAUCACACGUACCACCUCGAUGUCGUUGAGCGAUCGCCACACCGGCCCAUCCUCCAAGCGGGACUGCCGGCCAAUGCUUCCACCGUGGUCGGGGGCGACGUGGAGUUCGUCUGCAAAGUGUACAGCGAUGCCCAGCCCCACAUUCAGUGGAUCAAACAUGUAGAAAAGAACGGCAGCAAAUACGGGCCCGACGGGCUGCCUUACCUCAAGGUGCUGAAGGCCGCCGGUGUUAAUACCACGGACAGAGAGAUUGAGGUUCUCUAUAUUCGGAAUGUAACUUUUGAGGAUGCUGGGGAAUAUACGUGCUUGGCGGGUAAUUCUAUUGGGAUAUCCUUUCACUCUGCAUGGUUGACAGUCCUGCCAGCUCCUGUAAGAGAAAAGGAGAUUACGGCUUCCCCAGACUACCUGGAGAUAGCCAUUUACUGCAUAGGGGUCUUCCUGAUUGCCUGUAUGGUGGUGACGGUCAUCCUGUGCCGAAUGAAGACCACGACCAAGAAGCCAGACUUCAGCAGCCAGCCAGCUGUGCACAAGCUGACCAAGCGCAUCCCCUUGCGGAGACAGGUUUCUGCCGAGUCCAGUUCCUCCAUGAACUCCAACACCCCGCUGGUCAGGAUAACCACGCGCCUCUCCUCAACGGCAGACACCCCCAUGCUGGCAGGGGUCUCCGAGUAUGAAUUGCCAGAAGAUCCAAAGUGGGAGUUCCCAAGAGAUAAGCCCAAAGAACUGCACAGGUAUCGCCCUGUCAAGAGAGUUAAUGGCGCACCAGCCGCCGAUGGGGGAGAGAAAACUAACUGGUUUUUAAUUUACCUAAUGUUUGUAGAUGAUGCCACCGAGAAGGAUCUUUCUGAUCUGGUGUCAGAGAUGGAGAUGAUGAAGAUGAUUGGAAAACACAAAAAUAUCAUAAAUCUCCUUGGAGCCUGUACUCAGGAUGGGCCUCUCUACGUCAUCGUGGAGUAUGCCUCGAAAGGCAACCUCCGCGAAUACCUCCGAGCGCGCAGGCCGCCGGGGAUGGAGUACUCCUAUGACAUUAACCGCGUUCCCGAGGAGCAGAUGACCUUCAAGGACUUGGUGUCUUGCACCUACCAGCUGGCAAGAGGCAUGGAGUACUUGGCUUCCCAGAAAUGUAUUCAUCGGGAUUUAGCAGCCAGAAAUGUUUUGGUCACAGAAAACAAUGUCAUGAAAAUAGCAGACUUUGGACUGGCCAGGGAUAUCAACAAUAUAGAUUAUUACAAAAAGACCACAAACGGGCGACUUCCAGUCAAGUGGAUGGCCCCAGAAGCCCUUUUUGACCGGGUGUACACCCAUCAGAGUGACGUGUGGUCCUUCGGGGUGUUAAUGUGGGAGAUCUUCACGUUAGGGGGCUCCCCCUACCCAGGGAUUCCGGUGGAGGAACUUUUUAAGCUGCUUAAGGAAGGACACAGGAUGGAUAAGCCGGCCAACUGCACCAAUGAGCUGUAUAUGAUGAUGAGGGACUGCUGGCAUGCGGUGCCCUCCCAGAGGCCGACGUUCAAACAGCUGGUAGAAGACUUGGACCGGAUUCUCACUCUCACAACCAAUGAGGAAUACUUGGACCUCAGUCAGCCUCUCGAACAGUAUUCACCUAGUUAUCCUGACACAAGGAGUUCUUGUUCUUCAGGAGACGAUUCUGUUUUCUCUCCGGACCCCAUGCCUUACGAACCCUGCCUUCCUCAGUAUCCACAUGUGAACGGCAGUGUUAAAACAUGAAUGAACUUGUCCUUCUGUCCCCACACAGGACAGCACCAGGAACCUAGCCACACUGAGCAGGGAGGCCACGCCUCCAGGAGCUUGUGGGCUCUGCUUGUAUAUAUGGAUCAGAGGAGUAAAUAAUUGGAAAAGUAAUCGGCACACGUGUAAAGAAUUUAUACAGUUGGAAACUUGUAAUCUUCACCAGGAGAAGAAGAAUGUUUCUGGGGCCAUGGACUGCCAUGGGCCACCACGCGCCCGUGACCCGCUGUGGGUACUGGCUGCGGACCAGCUGGACUCAAGGCAAACUUACGUUCUGCCUUCCUUGUGAAUUUUGUAAUAAUUGGAGAAAAUAUAUGUCAGCACACACUUACAGAGCACAAUUGCAGUAUAUAGGUGCUGGAUGUAUGUAAAUAUAUUCAAAUUAUGUAUAAAUAUAUAUUAUAUAUUUACAAGGAAUUAUUUUUUGUAUUGAUUUUAAAUGGAUGUCCCAAUGCACCUAGAAAAUUGGUCUCUCUUUUUUUAAUAGCUAUUUGCUAAAUGCUGUUCUUACACAGAAUUUCUUAAUUUUCACCGAGCAGAGGUGGAAGAUUACUCUUGCUUUCAGGGAAAAUGGUAUAACAUUAAUUUAUUAACGAAUUGGUAAUAUACAAAACAAUUAAUCAUUUAUAGUUUUGUGUUUUUUUUGUUUGUUUUUGUUUUGUAAUUUAAGCGGCAUAUCUAUUGCAGGCAGCACAUCGGACUAGUUAAUCUACUGCUUGGACUUAACUAGUUAUCAGAGUCUUUGAAAAGAGAAAUAUUUACAGAAUAUGACUAAUUUGGGGAAAAUGAAGUUUUGAUUUAUUUGUUUAAACUCUGCUGUCAAAUGAUUGUUCUUAACACCACCAAAAUGCCAAUAGGAAACAAACCCAUUCAUGAGAGAGUAUUUUGUUUUGCUGUGCAGCUCUGUCAUUGGGCCCAUGGAACAUUUAACUGGACUUCCCAAGACAAAUGGUACCAGCGUUCUCUUAAAAAGAUGCCUUAAUCCAUUCCUCGAGGAUGGACCCUUAGUUGAGAUGAUAGCAGACUGCACUCCUCUCUGGCAGCUGGCCUUCUGCCCUGAGUUGCACGUUAAUCAGAUUAGCCUGUAUUCUCUUCAGUGGAUUUUGAUAAUGGCUUCCAGAUUCAUUGGCGGUAGAGACGCCUUUUAGAAUCUUCACGUCUCAUCGUAGAAAUUGAAACACUGAGUUGUUCUGCUGAUAGUUUGUGGAGAUACUUCCAUCUUUUUAAGGGAUUGCUUCUAAUUCUGGCAGGACCUCACCAAAAGAUGGGGCCUCAUACCAACGUCAGACACAAUGUUGCCAUGUUGUGCGUUCUAUAUGAAAGUAUCGUGUUUUGCUUUGGCAACACUUACUCACUUGGCUAUAGCCAUGCAACAUGAAUGCAGAUUACACUGAUUCUACUUGUUACGAAAUUGGAGAAAGUAUUUAAUGAAACCUGUUAAUUUUUAUACUGACAAUAAAAAUGUUUCUACAGAUAUUAAUGUUAACAAGACAAAAUAAAUGUCACGGAGCUUAUUUUUUUAAGA